Glossina fuscipes is the source of this 1197-nucleotide messenger RNA. RefSeq names its product dimethyladenosine transferase 1, mitochondrial (gene mtTFB1). The transcript is spliced from 2 exons. Lineage: Eukaryota; Metazoa; Arthropoda; Insecta; Diptera; Glossinidae. Gene Ontology annotation, cellular component: mitochondrial matrix. The coding region runs from base 120 to 1097 and encodes 325 amino acids. The record is from RefSeq and is a predicted model, not a curated record. Gene Ontology annotation, molecular function: rRNA (adenine-N6,N6-)-dimethyltransferase activity; mitochondrial transcription factor activity. Gene Ontology annotation, biological process: rRNA methylation; transcription initiation at mitochondrial promoter.
GCCCCAAACUGCGUAAUCUACGCAGAAUAAUAAAGUUUUAGUAUUUUAAGAGAAUAUAUCGUUAUUGAAAACUUAAAUAUUGUUCGAGUGUGUAAGAAAAGAAGAAGAAGAAGACUAACAUGUCUGAAGCUGCCGUGCGUGUUUUAAAAAGUGGUUUACGUUUGCCUCCUCUGCCUACUUUAAGGGAUAUCGUGAAGUUGUAUAACUUAAGAGCAGUUAAACAACUCAGUCAAAAUUUCUUAAUGGAUGAGCGCUUGACAGAUAAAAUUGUAAAACAAUGUGGUCGCAUGGACUCAAACGACGUAAUUUUAGAAGUCGGCCCAGGGCCGGGAGGCAUAACGCGCUCAAUAAUCCGACGAGAACCUAAACAUAUAGUAUUGGUAGAGAAAGAUGCUCGUUUCGUACCUACUUUAGAAUUGCUUAGAGAAUGCGCUGCAUCUUUAAAUAUUCAAGUACAGAUAUUCGUUGACGAUAUUUUAACUUUUAACAUCGAAAACCAUUUGCCUGAUAUUACUCAACGUUUACAUCUUAUCGGGAAUUUACCAUUCGCGAUUUCCACACGACUUCUUAUUAAUUGGCUUGAGGAUGUUUCAUUGCGCAGGGGAGCAUUUCGACGCCCCGACACGUGCAUGACGUUAACUUUCCAAAAGGAAGUGGCUGAACGCAUAUGCGCACCUCUCGGUCACGAACAAAGAUGUCGCCUAUCUGUAAUGUCUCAAAUUUGGACUCAACCUUUCCUUAAAUUUGUUAUACCGGGCGCAGCCUUUGUUCCUAAGCCUGAAGUCGAUGUCGGCGUUGUCAAACUGAUGCCCUUAAAGGAACCUAAAACUACAUUAGACUUUAGUUUAGUAGAAAAGGUUGUGCGUCAUAUAUUCAAUAUGCGUCAAAAAUAUUGUCGUCGUGGUUUUGAGACCCUGUUUCCUCCGGAUCAACGUGAAAGUGUGACUUUUGAAUUAUUUAAAGAGGCCGACGUCGAAGAUACCGUCAGACCCUUUCAAUUAUCUGUGGAUGAAUGUUUGCGUUUAGCGACGGCUUAUUCAAAUUUUAUACAGAAAAACCCUGAAGUUGAAUCGUAUAAUUUUAGAGCACCCAAGUAGGUGCUUUUGAAGCCAAAGCAGUUUAAUUUCCUUCUGUAGUACUAAGUGCAUUCAUAAGUGCUUUGUUUAACAAAUAAAAUUAAAUACAUUUUUAAAAUUA